Messenger RNA from Penicillium diatomitis, 576 nucleotides. Its product is annotated as mitochondrial 54S ribosomal protein mL40. The record is from RefSeq and is a predicted model, not a curated record. Gene Ontology annotation, biological process: mitochondrial translation. The transcript has 2 exons. Gene Ontology annotation, molecular function: structural constituent of ribosome. NCBI's taxonomy places the organism in Eukaryota, Fungi, Ascomycota, Eurotiomycetes, Eurotiales, Aspergillaceae. Bases 1 to 576 code for a protein of 191 amino acids.
AUGCGGUCCCUAUCACCCACGCUUGCGUCCCUCGCCAAUGUCUUUCGCAUUCAGAUGACGCUGGCCCCCGUGCGCCCGAGUGCGUCUCGCAUAUGUCAGGAAGUCCUCGCUAGACGGACACCACAGCCUGGACCGGUCCUGUCCGCCGUGCAAUCCGCGCCAUUCUCGUCGACUCGCACGCUCGAGGCCCGGAAAAAAGCCGGUCCCAACGUGGACAAACGAAUCACUCUGAUCCGAUACUUCCUCUACCACCCUCUCACCCCCCGUCCCCUCCGCUUCUCUCGCAACCGCUUCCUCCGUCACUGGACCAUCCACCGGGCCUGGCAACUCCUGCAAGCGAAGCAGCGUCGGGCGCACGAACUCGAGCUAGAGCGCCAGUAUCAGAGCAUGCAAGCGGCAUGCGAAGAGCUGCGCACCGGUGCCGGGGACGGCGGACGUUUGUUCCGCAAGUCGAUGAUUAAAAAGGGCAUUUUUACGGAUCUUUUCCCGAUCGAGUACGGUCGUAUGCAGACGGAGUAUCCGUCGGCGGAGGGGUGGAAUCAUGACUGGAAGCGUCCGGAGAAGAAGGAGCGGUAA